ACAGCGCGCCUUAAAAAGCCGCGCAGACUCACACCUACAGCAUUUUGGCCAAGCGCAGAGGAAGCGAUAGCUGUUCGCAGCCGCCUGCCUUCUGUGGCUUUGCCAGUGCUCAGCAGACGCCGCCGCCGACGCCGCCGCCAGCAGGCACAAUGGCCGAUCAGCUGACUGAGGAACAGAUUGCUGAGUUCAAGGAGGCCUUCUCUCUAUUUGACAAAGAUGGUGAUGGCACCAUCACGACAAAAGAACUUGGGACUGUCAUGAGGUCGCUGGGUCAAAACCCAACAGAAGCAGAGCUGCAAGACAUGAUCAAUGAGGUAGACGCUGAUGGCAAUGGCACUAUUGACUUCCCGGAAUUCUUGACUAUGAUGGCCAGAAAAAUGAAGGACACAGACAGUGAGGAAGAAAUUCGUGAAGCGUUCAGAGUCUUUGACAAGGAUGGCAAUGGUUACAUCAGUGCGGCAGAGCUACGUCAUGUUAUGACAAACCUAGGAGAAAAGCUAACAGAUGAAGAAGUAGAUGAAAUGAUCAGAGAAGCAGAUAUUGAUGGAGAUGGGCAAGUCAACUAUGAAGAAUUCGUACAGAUGAUGACUGCAAAAUGAAGAGACCUCCUUUCACCUUUUUUCCUCUAGAAGAAUCAAAUUGAAUCUUUUACUUACCUCUUGCAAAAAAAAAAAGUUCAUUUAUUCAUUCUGUUUCUGUAUAGCAAAACUGAAUGUCAAAAUACUUUCUGUCCACAAACUGCAUGUCAUGGUUGGUGGUCCUGUUCCCAAAAGAUCAAGUUAAACAUCAGUUUCUUUUACCAAAUAUAAAUAAUUCUACUACCUUUAAAAGAAAAAAAAAGAAGGCACUUAGUGAACUCCACAAAGUUCCAUUUGCUGAUGACGAUUACACUGUUUGGGCUGGCCAGUUUUUCAUGCAUGCAGCUUGACAAUUGAGCACAGUCAGACAUUUGUAUUAAAACAGUUUUAAAAAAAGAGAGAAAAAAUACAUCUUAAAAAAAAGAACACCAAUCCACUCUUUUGUCCCAAAGUGGAUUCUGGCUGAAUUUGUAAUUAUUAAAUUGUCAUAGCUGGUUUUACUUUCAAAUUGGUUUAUACCUCAGGAUGGUAUGCAGCAAAAAGGUUGAGGGAUGCAAAAAGUUUAGAGUGGGGAAAACCCCAAAGGUGGAGAAAGUUCUCCUGUGUGUAGUAGCAGUGUUCUAACCCUCCCCCCCACCACAAAUGACAGAGGCCGUGGAUGGCGUGUUUGUGUUACAUUGGUUUUAAUAUUGUCUGCAUUGCACUAUUGUGAGACGGGUGUUGGGCUGUUACCGUUCACAAAACUUUUAAAAAGAAACUUUCGAAGGGGUGUGAGCACCUUUGGAUGUGCUCUCCUCUCCCCCCCCCACCCGCAUUUUUAAAACCUUCUGUACUGAGACUUGGAGCUAGCAGAGUAACAUGUGGACUUCAGCACAACUAUCAACAUCGCUGUUCAAGAUAUUACAGUUAUGUCCAUUCCAAGUUGUAAAUGCUAGUCUUUUUUUUCCAAUAAAAGACCAUUAACUUAAAGGUGGUGUUACAUGCUUUGUAAAAGCCAAAAAGAGCUAUCCAUAUACAAUUCGAGUGACUAAACCAAAAAAAUUACAAAAGUUGGUAGGAAGGGGAAAUGUGUUCUGUCAAAUGACUUGCUGCUAAAUUAUAAUGCACAUGUAUGCAAUAACUUAACCCGUUUAACGUUUCUUCAAGAUGGCAAGAACUGACCUCUUGUAACCCAAGACCUUUGCUAUAAAUAAAUGAACUUGUGCUUGCCUUUCA
This is a messenger RNA of Varanus komodoensis (Komodo dragon), 1793 nucleotides long. It is a transcript of the gene CALM1, whose product is annotated as calmodulin 1. The record is from RefSeq and is a predicted model, not a curated record. Gene Ontology annotation, molecular function: calcium ion binding. The transcript is spliced from 6 exons. Bases 150 to 599 code for a protein of 149 amino acids. NCBI's taxonomy places the organism in Eukaryota, Metazoa, Chordata, Lepidosauria, Squamata, Varanidae.